This is a messenger RNA of Parathielavia appendiculata, 534 nucleotides long. RefSeq lists its product as uncharacterized. The coding region runs from base 1 to 534 and encodes 177 amino acids. The transcript has a single exon. The record is from RefSeq and is a predicted model, not a curated record. Lineage: Eukaryota; Fungi; Ascomycota; Sordariomycetes; Sordariales; Chaetomiaceae.
AUGAAGGCCGAGGCAACAGGCCCUGGCGUCAGUCAUCCCGCAUUGCCAAAACCCAAAUCAUUCUCUGGCCCAUGCUCCAGCGCUUCGAAACAACCGUUUGCCUGGACCCGGGGACCGGCGUCCCCGACGACCGUCUUCAAGUCCCGAGCUGUUUAUUUCCACGGCCAAGCCGGUGACGGCGAGGGCCCAAACGACCAUUAUUACCCAAGUCUGGCGGACUGGCUGCGCAAAAGCAGGCGAGCGCACAUGGUUAACCAGCUCCUACAGUUCCGCUGGGCCGUGUAUGCUACUGGCACUUGGCUGCAUCUCAGGUUGGUAGCUUUAUUUAGUCCGGUUAACGACGACGUUCAGCAGAUCAUCAGAUACGAACUGAUCGGUGUGGCCGAGUACGUGGGCCGAGAAGCGCUGUUUUUCGUGGUCGAGAUUCUGAUAACCAUCAUUGCGCUUGCCACCGCCGCUAUGAAGAUCAUGCUGUUCCUGGCUUAUGCUCUCAGAAACGCACUGGGCCGUCUGCUCGGCUUUAGACCGGGAUAA